Hevea brasiliensis (rubber tree) is the source of this 957-nucleotide messenger RNA. Its product is annotated as probable disease resistance protein At1g15890. Lineage: Eukaryota; Viridiplantae; Streptophyta; Magnoliopsida; Malpighiales; Euphorbiaceae. Gene Ontology annotation, biological process: defense response to other organism. Gene Ontology annotation, molecular function: protein binding. Bases 1 to 957 code for a protein of 318 amino acids. The record is from RefSeq and is a predicted model, not a curated record. The transcript is spliced from 2 exons.
AUGGCGAUAAAAUUACAAAGGAAGAAUGGGAGCAUGCUCUUGAGUGAUAAAGUUAAAUUUUGUUUCUUAUAUUGUUCCUUAUUUCCGGAAGACUUUGAAAUUGAGAAAGAUGACUUGGUACAUUAUUGGAUUUAUGAGAAUUUUUGUGCUCGCAAUGAGGCAUAUUCUAUAAUUGGCACUCUCAUUGGGGCAUGUUUAUUGGAAGAGAAAGGCCGACAUGUGAAAAUGCAUGAUGUGAUUCGUGAUAUGGCUUUGUUGAUAGCAUGUAAAUAUGAAAAAGAAAAACAUAAGUUUUUGUGGGCGGGUGCCCAAUUAACUCAGUACGGAGGUUGGAAAAUGGGAAGUAUCAAGCGGAUGUCCUUGAUGGCAAACUCCUUCGAGAGAAUCCGUGAAGUUCCUAGAUGUCCUAAUCUUUUGACUUUAUUUCUCAGCAAUAAUCGUAAUUUGAGUGAGAUCAGUGAUGGUUUCUUUCAGUUUAUGGGUACACUAACCGUUUUAGACCUAUCAAGUACUAAUAUCAAAAAAUUGCCGGUAGGAAUGUCAAAAUUGAACUCAUUGCAAUAUCUUAAUCUGUCAUGGACGUUGAUAAGUCAAUUGCCAAUUGAGUUGAAAAUGUUGGUAAAUCUGAAAUAUCUGAACUUGGUGGGUAAUUUCGAGCUAAAUAUGAUUCCAAGGGGAGUCAUAUCCAGUUUAUCAUCAUUGCAAGUUUUGAAAAUGUACAACGUUGGUUUUAUUUGGGUCGAAAAAUUGGAAGAUAAUAUAUUGAGGGAAGAGAACAUGCUAAUAGAGGAGCUACAAUGUUUGGAACACUUGAAUGAAUUGAGCAGUACAAUAAGAAGUGUCUCAGAUCUCCAGAGUUAUGUCAACGCCCACACAUUACUCAACUGUACUCGAGCUCUAUGGCUUAAUUUGUUUCCAAGUCCACAAUCUCUCAACAUUGGUGGUUGGCAAAUAUGA